ACGCCCCCAGUGUGCUCCGAUUGGCGUGGGCUCGGGGUCCCGCCCACCCCCAGCAGCCAUGGCGUCUCAGCUCCGGCUCCGCUCCGCGCUGGCCCUGGUCACAGGUGCCGGUAGCGGCAUCGGCCGUGCGAUCAGCGUGCGCCUGGCGCAAGAGGGCGCCGCCGUGGCCGCCUGCGACCUGGACGGGGCAGCGGCACAGGACACCGUGCGUCUGCUGGGCGGCCCCGGGAGCGAGGGCGGGGCGCCGCGCGGGAAGCACGCUGCCUUCCAGGCGGACGUGUCGCAGGCCGCCGCAGCCAGGCGCCUGCUGGAGCAAGUGCAGGCCUGCUUUUCUCGCCCGCCAUCUGUCGUUGUGUCCUGUGCGGGCAUCACACGCGAUGAGUUUCUGCUCCACAUGUCAGAAGAAGACUGGGACAGAGUCAUAGCUGUCAACCUCAAGGGCACCUUCCUAGUCACCCAGGCUGCAGCCCAGGCUCUGGUGUCCAGUGGCUGUCGCGGCUCCAUCAUCAAUAUCAGUAGCAUCAUUGGAAAGGUGGGGAAUAUUGGACAAACAAAUUAUGCGUCCUCCAAAGCGGGAGUGAUUGGGCUCACCCAGACUGCAGCGCGCGAGCUUGGACGCCAUGGGAUCCGAUGUAACUCAGUCCUCCCAGGGUUCAUUGCAACACCCAUGACCCAGAAAAUGCCAGAGAAAGUGAAGGACAAGGUGACUGCAAUGAUUCCGUUGGGACACAUGGGGGACCCUGAGGAUGUGGCAGAUGCGGUCGCAUUCUUGGCAUCUGAAGACAGUGGAUACAUCACAGGGGCCACAGUGGAAGUCACUGGAGGUCUUUUCAUGUAACUGCCUGCCGCAUGGAAGCGCCUGGAAGCUGGACUCUGCUCGCUCCCCCACACUGCCUGGCCUCCUGCUGAUGAGGACGCUAAGUUCCCAGGCUACAAAGGGGGUGGCAGUGUGUGGCUCGGGCAUGCUGAAUAUGGAAGGCAGGGGUGCUUGUGACCCUAAUAAAUUCCAAAUCCUCUUCCCUGCCA
This is a messenger RNA of Cricetulus griseus (Chinese hamster), 1026 nucleotides long. The record is from RefSeq and is a predicted model, not a curated record. NCBI's taxonomy places the organism in Eukaryota, Metazoa, Chordata, Mammalia, Rodentia, Cricetidae.